Aspergillus puulaauensis is the source of this 999-nucleotide messenger RNA. RefSeq lists its product as uncharacterized. Bases 1 to 999 code for a protein of 332 amino acids. Lineage: Eukaryota; Fungi; Ascomycota; Eurotiomycetes; Eurotiales; Aspergillaceae. The record is from RefSeq and is a predicted model, not a curated record. The transcript has 2 exons. Gene Ontology annotation, biological process: protein catabolic process in the vacuole; cellular response to glucose starvation.
AUGGCCACACCACCUGCUUCUCAGCGAGACUCCCAACUGAUUGUCUCGCAAGAUCUCCCACCUCCUUACACAGACUGCGUAUCUUCCAGCAAACGCGAUCGUCUAGAGAAGCAAAUGUUAGAACUACCCCCAACCCCAAGGGCAGCAGCUGCCGACGAUAUGCUGGUCGAGGAUUCGCCAUCAAGGCAUGUCGACUACCUAUCGCACGACUGGAGCGAGGAGGAUAUCCGAGCAUCCCGGCGAUAUGUGCGCUCUCACAGAGACAAGUACGAGAACAAUGCUAGACUAGAAAAUGCUGCCUGGAGGGCAUGGGCAAAACUAAGAGACAACCUUGGUACUAUCUCCCCAGCUGCGCUGAACUGGUUGAAGGAUUCCGAUGAUACGUUCUUAUAUGGACCUCUCAAAACGUCUCAUAUAGAGGCAAAGCCGGCCAAGGUCCCGCCCUCUACAAGCUAUUGCCGGUCGCGAAAACAUUGCCGCGAGCAUAAAUCGAUUUUAAAGAAGAGGACCGCGUCUGAGACGAUGCUGCAACGAUCUCCAUGUCCACAUCUGCGAGGCGUGAGCUCCACUCCGAAACCAUCAGCAGCUGAGCGGUCUCGCAAUUCUCCAAGACGCCCUACUCAACAGGAGCCUAGACCCAUGAUACAUAGAUUGUAUGACCUGGUGAAACCUCCCCGCGGCAGUCAGUCAGCGAGCAAAACGUCAGCUUCUGGAACUGAUUUGCGCAGUGGGAAGCGCCAUAUCCAUUUUAAUCAAGAGGUCAUGCAAUGCAUUUCUAUAACAAAGGAACAGGAAGGAGGAGAGAAACAAUGCCUCGAGUUUGGAGAUGAGCUCUCCUGGGAUAAAUCCUAUAUCGUGAAACUGGGGGAUUCAAGCGCCAGGAACGAAACAAUUGCUCCGCUGCCUCCGACUACGCUCAAAUGUUAUGGUGAUGCCCCUGAGUCGCAGCCGCCAAUUGCUGCUUGUUGGUCGUGGAAAAGGUAUAUCCCAAUGUAUUAA